GUGCAGAAGCACAGAACGAAACGAACGAACGCGAGGAGAGGAAGCGAGGCGAGACGACGAGACGAGAGAUAUUGUGUCGAGAAAAUAAGAUCGAACGAAGGAAAAAGUUGUUAAUCGAUCACAUUUGUAUAUGUGAGAAGUGCAGUACGUGCGGUGUGUUCAUAUCAUAUUGAAGACACACGUGUGAAACUGAGAUUUGGUUCUAAUAUCCGGCUGGUUUGAUAGCAUAUCUCGUUGUCGAGUUGUAAUCGGAAAGAAGGGAACGUUUCAUCGUUGUGCUCUGCAUUCAUACACGAGAUAUCGUCGUAUGAACAGAAAAAAAAGUGUGUGUACGUGAAGAGCGAAAAAAAAAAAAUUAAUUUCUGUGGAUUUUUAGAGAGAGUGAGAAAGAAAAAACUUCAUCGUCGAAUUUUUUUUUUCUUUCGUGGCGUGUGCAUUUAUAUAGAUCGAAAACAAUCAAAGAAGAAGACGCAUCCACAGAGACAGGCACGCAAAACAAUCCAGGCGCUUGCUUUAUCAUCACACAUACACACCCACACAUACACUACAUAGGACAUACACACACCCACUCACACAUCCUCGACGCACGUAUAAACGCAGAGCUUUUUUUGGACAAUAUAACAAUAUCAUCGACGUCUACGUGCUCUGUGUGCUCAAGAACAUUAUACGUGUGUGCGAGUGCGAUUGUGUGCGUCUGCUGCAGCAUCGUAUAUACAAUCCAACGUUUAUAUACAUAUAACACGCAAAGCGAAACAUCGCGCAGCCAUCUUGCCGUGCAAAUACAUCGUUGUGUGCGUCGAGUAUAUAGCCACUAAUACACACAUAGCGUCUACAGCUCUCUCAUCUAGCGCGUCGGUGUGCGUGCGUGCGAUUUCCUGCCUGCUCGGAGCAUAAAAAGCUAAAAAACUGGCUUACGCGUGGAAUAUCGCUGAAAUCGACUCAAUGCUCCACCAAAGUCUGCCACAAAAUCAAUACAUGAGGAUCAGGCAGAACCAAUAUUGGAAGCGCAACAGUUAGCAGUUAUCGAAUAAAGGCAACUCCUCCAACGCUUGUUAAGGUGGUCAACUAAGUUUUGGCUCAUCGAAAAAAAUCAAGUUUCGAGAAACGAGAGCUCGAAGAAAAAUAGUUUCGGAAUCGUCAAAUUUUAAUUUCACGCAUCAUCCGUCACAAUGACUAAUUCAACGCCAAAGAAUAAUCUGGCCCGCAAAAGUAUUGCGCAGGACAAGAGCGGAAGAAAAUAUCAGCGCAGUCCUAAACAAUUCGUUAAGACUGCGACGUUCUUCUCCUCGAAGAAGAGCAAGGAUCUGUCCAGCUUACCUAACUCGCCGCACAGCAGCCGUUGUAGCAGCUGUAGCAGCUCAGACGAGAUGGAUUCACCCACUAAAUUUAGUACACCUACUAAAUUCAGUACCCCUGCCAAGUUUGGUACUCCUGAAAAGUUUAUCACCCCUGUGAAAAAUUCAACGCUGGACGACUCUGGAAUAUAUAGCGCAUCUUCAUCUCCGAUUUCGAGUCCAACUCCAAGUCUAAUUAACAGCUAUUUUGCUGGGGCUAAAUUUGCUAAUUCUCCAUCAACCGAGAAUUUACCAUUACCACCUCAACGUUGGGUUGCAUUAAGUUGCAAAAAACAACUGGACUCUGAAAUGUGUAAUGUCUCUGGACUGUCUAAUACUGAUUUCCUCAAACACGUUUUGAAGAUCAAUGCUUGAUACUCUUUAGUAUCGAUGACAUUGCCUAACAAGCAUCCAUUAGUUGUGUAAGUUGGAUAAGAGAGUGUAGAAGUGAAAAAUUAAAGUGAUAAAGUAGAUUUAUAGUGUACGCCGGCGUUAUUAUCCAGAAUACAAAGACACCACCGAUACUCAAGUAGCUGCUCUGCGAGAUAGCUGCUGCAUCAUUAGAAGUUACAGUGUUGCGCAUUUUUACUUUGACUGAUUGUAUUAUUUGCAAAAUGUGUGUGAUAUUUGUAUUAUACAAAAAUGAAAGACAAUGCACAGUUCUACCAUCAAAUAUGGUGCGUUAGGUGAAAUAAUUUUGCCUGUUAACACUGAGUGAUUAACUAUGCGCAGUUUUUAAGUUUAAAGUUAAUUUUGUUUUGAGUAUACUUGAUGAUAAUGAAGAUUCAAUGAAGAGAAACAAUGGAGUGCUGGAAAAGAAGAAAGAAGAAGAGAAAUCCAUCCUCGGGCGCUGUUUGUCAUCUAAGCUUGGAGCAUAUAAGUGCCGUUGUCACCCACACACCAGUCGAAAACUUCAAUCUGCACGAGAGCUCGAUAAGUUAUUACCGAUUGGCCUUUUUUUCGAGACGUUCCCAGACUGACAGCUGCUGCUGCUGCCCUGUGUGUGCAUUACCUGCCGAAUCCCGAAAGCGUCGCCAUCCAUCCAUCCAUCCAUUCGACCGGAGCUAAAGGAGAGGAUGUAUCGCGUGUAAAUAUUGGCCAACAAAGGUAUUAUACGCCUGGGAACGAAAUUCAGGCAGUCGUAGGUAUUCUCUCUCGUUUGAGAUUUCAAUGACAGAGCCUUGAAAAAUAUCACAUCCUGAAAAAUCAUCCAUAAACUUACGAAUUUAUUGCGUUUAAAAAUAAAAAAUGUUGUUUAUCCUUGUUUUUCAGUUAUUCUCAUAAGUUCUCGCAUCUUGGCCUCUUCUCUAUCCAGCUCAGAGAGCCGGCCUCGCCGCAGUAGCAGCAGCAGCAGCAGACACAGCAGCGGCAGUCGCAGUCAGUCACGCUUUUCUAUAAAAUCCGAGGAGGAGAGAGAGAAAGAGAGACAAAGACGACCCACUUGUAUAGUACACGUAGACGUGUGUAUCGAGGCCUAUACCUAUAUACUACAAGCCGUCGAGCGAAGUAAAGUGGGUUCUCAUGAAGCCUGGUAUACUACUACCUAUACGCGCUGUAUGUACGCGAACUCUCGAUGCAACAGCGGUGCGGCAUACAUUCACCAGAUCGCCUGGUUUCACACACCGCCGCUCGUACAUAACACAACGAGAGACAGAAAAAAAAUGGCGAAGAAAAAAACCGAACGAGCCAACCUUGUUUUGAGGGAAAAGAAGUUAUACGUAUACGCGUGUGUGACUCACUUCCAUUAAGAGUCGCGCAGCUGCUCUUCGCGGACUAGUCUUCCUUGCGGCAGCCGCGAGUCGUACCUUUUAUACGUGACGUAGUUUCCAGUCCAUAAUAUAUCCGAAAUACCCGGUAUAUAAAGACGGAUACAAAUUUCCCGGGGUCAUCCGCGUAUAAUUCAUUUUUUAUACUUCGUAUUUUUUACUUCAACUUCCAAUGCGUCCAUUCUUUCCUUCUCUCUUGUCUCUCCGCGAAAUAAAAGUCCGCGUAUGCAUGAGUGUUGAAAUUUUUCGCCGUACCCAUAUAAUCAAAAAUGUUGUACACGCACAUUCGAAAGUCUAAUUUUGUAUCAUAGCUCAAGUUAUAUUAUAGUUGCCACGUCGCAGAGAUCCAUCGCUCGCUUCGCGUCGCUCGCGCUAAGUUUUCUGUGUGCGAGCCGCAUGCACUUAAACGAUCUCGGUCAAACGUUCAUUGACUCUAAUCGCGAAAGAGAGAGAGAAAGAAAGAAGGACUGAGAUAGAGCUAUAUACAUUACACAAAUACACACAGCGAGAGAGCCGCAGCAGUACCGAGUGCAAAAGAGCACGGAGUUGUUUUUCUGUGAUAAUAAUACAUAUGUUGAGUAUUUGCUGUGACGUCGUCUGUACAAUUCGUAUUGUUUUUUUAUAUACUUUGUAAUUAUACAUGUGCACAUUGUUUCGUGCUUACAAAUUCUCCGUGAUGAAAAAGAACGAAUUAAAAACGAAUAAAGAAAUUAUUUUUUGCAAACAA
Trichogramma pretiosum is the source of this 3827-nucleotide messenger RNA. RefSeq lists its product as uncharacterized. The transcript has 4 exons. Lineage: Eukaryota; Metazoa; Arthropoda; Insecta; Hymenoptera; Trichogrammatidae. The record is from RefSeq and is a predicted model, not a curated record. Bases 1170 to 1709 code for a protein of 179 amino acids.